This is a messenger RNA of Paramecium tetraurelia, 2133 nucleotides long. RefSeq lists its product as uncharacterized. The record is from RefSeq and is a predicted model, not a curated record. Gene Ontology annotation, biological process: phosphatidylinositol metabolic process. NCBI's taxonomy places the organism in Eukaryota, Ciliophora, Oligohymenophorea, Peniculida, Parameciidae. The transcript is spliced from 4 exons. Gene Ontology annotation, molecular function: phosphatidylinositol kinase activity; calcium ion binding.
AUGCUCCCUAAUUUAGCGAAACAGUAUUCAUUUACACAAGAAGAAAUAAUUAUGCUCAAAAAUAGAUUUGAUAGACUUUGCGAUAGAGGGAUGAUGACAAAAUAACAAUUUAGAGAUUCUUUGGGAAUUUUGGGAUUAGAACAAUUCUUGGCUGAAAGGAUAUUUAACUAAAUUGAUGGGAACAAGGAUGGAGUCAUAAUGUUUGAAGAUUUUGUUAAAUAUUUGAGUAUGCUACUAAAUGGAUCUACGAUCGAUAAAGCAUUAUGGAGCUUUGGAAUGUUAUCAAAUAAUAAGAGUAUUUUAGAGUUGGAGGACAUGGAAAAAAUGAUUUUUGAGAUCUGUUAUUUGUGGAAUUCAAUAACAGGAUCGAAGUCAAUGCCUAAGAAGGAGUUGGUUUCUGAAAUAUUUCGAAUAUUUGAUAACGAUGAUGAUGGUAUUGUUCAAUUUGAAGAGUUUAGAGUUGUUUACUAAGAAGGAGUGGAAUUGAUUGGAUGGUAUGAAUUUCUAAACAAUGAAGAUAUGAGUACAAAUAAAAUUAAGGAGGAAUGGGAGAAUGUAACAAAAAAUAAAUCAAGAAAAAAAAGAAUGACUUUAAUUAAUCGUUAAUUGGAUGAGUAGACUCCUUAAGAUCUUUUGAAUAAUCAAUUAAAAAUAUUGUAAUCAGAAAUAUAAGGGUGCAGUGAAUUAAUCAAAUAAGAAAAGGAGAAGGAAUAACAGUAAAAGUAAAUAAACUUUUUGGCUUCCUUUUAUUUUGAUGAGAAAUCAUAAAAAACUCAUGGUCCCAUUUUUAAUGAUGGAUAAGUUUAAAAGUUAUAUGGGGAUGAUGAUCCUGAUUAGAAUGAUGAGCCUUAUUUAAAAUAGUAUAAUUUGACUUCGACAAUCAAUAAUGAUAGAUUUUAAAAUAGCAUCAUGAAUAGAUUAAGAAAUUUGUUAAAACUAACUGAGGACAUUAAAAAGUUGAACAACCAAUAAAUUGUGCCUAAACUUCCAGAAUAAAGUGUGGUAAAGUAGUUUAAGAAAUCAUCUCGAUCCCCAUCUCCCAUAUCUGUCAAUUAGACUAUGGAUGAUAUAUAGUAAUAACAGUAAGAGAAUGUUCGUAAGAAUUUAUCAAUUUAUUUUGGACAUGAAAAUUGGAAUUUGGUUUUGAAUAUGAUGAUUGGGAUUCGUAAGGCAAUAAAAUCAUUACAUCCUUUGACUGAUGAUAUUUUAAUUACUGCAGCACAUUUUGAAGUGAAAAAUCAAUUUGAAAUAAUACCAAAGAGAACUUAAAAAUCUUGUUCAUUUUAUGAAUAUUCUCCUUUGAUUUUUGAAAGAAUAAGAAAAAUGUAUGGGAUAUCAAAUGAUGAUUUCUUGAGAUCAAUAGGACCUGAACAAUUAUUGGGAGACUUGAUUUUUGGCAAUUUAGCUUCUUUAACAGAGAAGGUUUCAAGUGGAAAAAGUGGUAGUUUUUUUUAUUAUUCUUUUGAUGACAAAUACAUGUUGAAGACUAUAUAGAAGGAUGAAUUUGUGUUCUUCAAAAAUAACUAUCAUUCAACGAUUAUUAAAAUCUUUGGACUUUAUCAAAUUAAAGUCAGCAAAAGUAAAACAAAAUACCAAAAAAUAUAUUUUGUUGUAAUGCUUAACAUAUUCUAUACUAAUGAGGACAUCAAUUUUAGAUAUGAUUUGAAAGGGUCUCUUUAUUAGAGAACAUCAAGAGUCAAGGGUUAAGCAUCACUGGAUCAAAAUAUCCCCUUGAAAGAUCUAGAUUGGUUGGAAGAUAAACAACAAAUCUAAUUUGAUCAAAAGACAUUAGAACUCUUCAAAACUUAGUUAAUAAAGGAUGUAAAUUUCUUUAAACAAAAUAAAAUUAUUGACUAUAGUUUCUUGAUUGGAAUCGUUGAUAAUUAUAGAAUGAACAAUGAUAAUGUGUAAACACAAUGCAGAUUUUAUGAGAGGUGGAAUGGAGGGUGUAUUACGAGGGAUCAAAAAAGGUUGUAUUAUUUCGGUAUAAUUGAUAUUUUCACUGAGUAUAACAACAAAAAGUAAUUGGAACACAAGGUGAAAAGUACUUUUGUUAGCAAAGAUGUGUCAUGCAUUCCUCCUGAGAGUUAUGCUGACAGAUUUAUUAAAUUUAUUUUGCAUUCAUUAAAGUGA